This is a messenger RNA of Hibiscus syriacus, 747 nucleotides long. Its product is annotated as glutathione S-transferase PARB-like. Lineage: Eukaryota; Viridiplantae; Streptophyta; Magnoliopsida; Malvales; Malvaceae. Gene Ontology annotation, molecular function: glutathione transferase activity; glutathione binding. The coding region runs from base 78 to 725 and encodes 215 amino acids. The transcript is spliced from 5 exons. The record is from RefSeq and is a predicted model, not a curated record. Gene Ontology annotation, cellular component: cytoplasm.
UCUUUAUCAUAUUCCACAAACAAAAAUUUAUCGCCUUGAAAACUUGAACAAGUUACUGUCUUCGUCAUCGAGAAAGUAUGGCAGCUAUCAAAGUCCAUGGAAGCCCCAUGUCAACAGCUACUCGGAGGGUUCUUGCAUGCCUUUACGAGAAAGAACUUGAUUUUCAGUUUGUUCCUAUAAACAUGGCCGCCGGUGAACACAAAUCCGAGAACUUUCUUGCCCUCAACCCGUUUGGUCAACUUCCAGCUUUUGAAGAUGGGGACUUGAAGCUCUUCGAAUCAAGAGCGGUGACCCACUAUCUCGCCCAUGAAUACGCCGACAAAGGGACCCAACUGUUGAUCGCCGGCUCCAACAAGGAGGCGGCCAUCUUAGAUUUGUGGACGGAAGUGGAAGGCCAGCGGUUCAACGCUCCAUCUUCAGCGAUAGGCUGGGAACUGUUUUACAAGCCAUUCUUCGGCAUGGCGACCGACGCUGCAGUUGUGGAAGAAAACGAAGGUCUUCUCGGGAAAGUUCUUGACGUGUACGAGACUCGGUUGACUCAGUCAAAGUACCUGGCAUCCGAUAACUUCACCUUGGCCGAUCUGUAUCAUCUCCCCAACAUUGAAUGCUUGUUGGCGACACCGGCCAAGAAGCUGUUUGAAUCGCGCCCGCAUGUUAGCGCUUGGGUGAAGGAGAUCACUGCUAGGCCGGCGUGGUCCAAGGUCCUGGCUAUGCCGAAACACUGAAAAAUUCUGUAUUCGAAACCGU